Molecule: messenger RNA, 1262 nt
Organism: Gongylonema pulchrum
Lineage: Eukaryota; Metazoa; Nematoda; Chromadorea; Rhabditida; Gongylonematidae
Source: the annotation of a GenBank genome assembly
AUUCAGUUUGAACGCGAUUCAAUCGGCUCCACGAAGCGACGAAGUGAACCGCCGAUCGCAAAACCGUCGGAGGUUAAUGGCACAACGACUACCAAAUGUAAUGCAGAGACCGAGGAUACAUCGCACUGCAUAAGCCGUCCGCUAGUGAGCGGUGGUACUCUGAAAUCAAAUGUUAUCGAUACGCUGAUGGAAAUGGAGGCACGAACAAAUCAGGAGAUGACAGCACGCUAUCGUAAUUCAGUGAUUACAUCGUCAACUGCGGCACUGGACAAUCUGCGAGCCGGUGAAGUUGGUGACGUUCCGUCUGCUUUCUCGCUGCCCUGCAGAGCUUGUACCGUCGAUGACUUGAACGAAUUAUCCAGAACAACGCUUGUUUUAAUGGUUGAUUGGGCCAAAGGCCUGGAACCGUUCACUGAUCUUAUAAUGGACGAUAAAAUUAUCUUGCUGAAGAAUUAUGCGCCGCAGCAUCUAAUCCUGGUACCGGCCUUUCGCUCGCCCGACACAACCCGCGUGUGCCUUUUCAAUAAUACUUAUAUGAGUCGCGAACAGAGCAUCGAACUUGAAGGAUUAUCAGCGUUCAAGACGAGCAAUAUCACACCACGUGUACUGGACGAAAUUGUUUGGCCAAUGAGACAGCUUCAGAUGAGGGAAGAGGAAUUCGUUUGUUUGAAAGCCUUGGCAUUUUUGCAUCCCGAAGCAAAAGGACUUUCUGUGCCUGCUCAGACGGUAAUUCGUGAGGCGCGUAAUCGAGUGCUCAAAGCGCUCUACUGCUAUGUGCUGACGGAGAUGCCGGAGGAUGCGCCCACACGCUACGGGAAUAUUUUAUUGCUUGCGCCAGCACUAAAGGCACUGGCACAGGCUCAUGGGAACCGCUUAUUUACGGUGCGAAGCAUUUGCCAGUAUUUUACUGACCUACGGGUAAUUCGUGAGGCGCGUAAUCGAGUGCUCAAAGCGCUCUACUGUUAUGUGUUGACGGAGAUGCCGGAGGAUGCGCCCACGCGUUACGGGAAUAUUUUAUUGCUUGCGCCAGCACUAAAGGCACUGGCACAGUUGCUCAUCGAAAAUAUGACGCUGACGAAAUUUUUUGGUCUUGCCGAAGUGGACUCGCUGCUCUCGGAGUUCAUCCUGGACAGCCCAAGUGACCUGACACAGCCAUCGCUGCAGCAGCGCUUCACCUCAUCCUAUUUUCUAACGUCCCCCACCACCACUAACACUAGUUGCUCAGACAUUGAUGCGCAGCGCAUCAUGACCAUUUUGUGAGU